Molecule: messenger RNA, 4573 nt
Organism: Spodoptera frugiperda (fall armyworm)
Lineage: Eukaryota; Metazoa; Arthropoda; Insecta; Lepidoptera; Noctuidae
Product: N-acetylneuraminate 9-O-acetyltransferase
Exons: 10
Coding region: 268-2658 (796 amino acids)
Source: RefSeq, a predicted model, not a curated record
UUAAUGUCAAGUCAAACUGUCAAAUACUUUUUACCUGUUAUUCAUUCGGCUCUGUAAAAUCAAAUAGUUUGUUGUUUGCAAAUUAUGCAUUUGUGAAAUGGAAAUAAAAGUGCACAUUAUCGUGCUACAGCUGAACAAAAACAGUUUACACUAUCUGCGUUAACUGAAGCAAUAUACUUACAUUGUUAUAAAUGUGAAACGCUAUUGUUUUUAGUUUUGUAGUACUCUACUUUCAAGUGGAGUUUAGGUGGAUUUUGAGCGGGCACUAUGGGUUCUUACAGCAAAAAGUCCUCGGCUGAGUGGAUAAUAGACCAGCUAAAUGUGGAAAAUGCAAAACUUUUAGCAUUUGUCUUGGUUAUAGGAUUUAUUGGAUACCAUGGAGUUUUACAUCUUAAAUAUGGAUCAGACUCCUGCACCUGGCUACUGACUGCAGGGAGAUAUAAAGGAGAUCAUGAGUGGCAACCUUAUGGCUGUAUGUUACACAAGUACUCCAAAACUGACGCCAGGCGAUGUUUCCGGUACCUCGCGUUCUGGGGCAAGUAUAACAGCUUCGCGUUCAUUGGCGACUCGCGGCUCGAACAGCUCUACGAAUAUUUUAUAAGCGUGGUCCGCACUCGACUGGACCUCGACUCGUCGUACUCGACGGUGGAGCACCGCAUGCCCAACUACACGUACGUGGACAACAAGCUGCGCCUGUCCGUCACCUUCGUCUACAGCGACGAUGUCUCCAAGACCAUGGUCGACCAGUUCCGCACAUGGCAGCGUUCGGACCAACCACCCUCCGUGAUCAUAGCCUCUACCGGCCUACAACUACUCAAAACUAGGAACACAACAGACUUAGUUUUAGAAGAAUACAAAAGGAACCUUACGCACUUAGUACAAGCUAUAGAUUCGCUUGCAGCACGAAAUACGCAGGUUUUAUGGAAGUUGAUUGAGGCGGUGGAUGCGAGUAAACUGAAGAAUGAUUAUAAACGGAUCAAUAACAAUGAUAUUGACUCGUACAACAGAGCUGCUGUAGAGAUCCUGACACACAGCGCAGCCAAGAUAUGGAAGUCAGCGCUGCUGGUGUCGGAGGAAGGCAGCGUGGAGCUGAGCAGUACGGCGCUGAGGCACUGCACGCAGUUGUUGCUGAACAUGUACUGCAACGACCACAUGAACUACAACGACGGCUCGUGCUGCGCCCAGCCCGAGCCUUACACGCAGCUGCAGAUAGUCACCUUCGCUAUAUUCUUGUUGUGCGGAGUACUCUGGGUGGUCCGUGGCGCAUGGGGAGCGUAUGAGACGGCGCGGUCUCACCUGCAGGGCUACGCCCCCGUCAGUCGGGCGGCGCCCCCACCUGUCUCCGGCGCCGCGGGGUCUGACACAUCGCCCCUCGCAGCGAUGGCCCGGCUCGGCCUGAUAAUGUGUUACUUCUACUUGUGUGACAGAACAAACUUCUUCAUGAAGGAGAAUAAGUACUAUUCCGAGUGGAGCUUCUGGCUGCCUGUCGGUUAUGUGUUCGCGUUGGGAUUGUUCUUUACUGAGGACUCCAAGUCUAAUACUGUCCUACACCGAGAACAAACAGACGAAUGGAAGGGUUGGAUGCAACUAGUGAUCCUUGUGUACCAAGUGACGGGGGCUAGUAAAGUGCUGCCCAUAUACAUGAUGGUCCGUACCCUGGUCUCCGCGUACCUGUUCCUGACAGGGUACGGCCACUUCUACUACACGUGGAAGACAGGAGACACCGGCCUGGUCAGAUACUUCAGGGUCAUAUUCCGACUGAACUUCCUGACCGUAGUGCUGUGUCUGACGAUGAACAGACCUUACCAGUUCUAUAGUUUCGUGCCGCUCGUAUCCUUCUGGUAUACGCUGAUGUUCGUAAUCUUCGCGCUACCACCUCAUAUAACGCCGUCGUCGAGCCACACGGUGGAGUCGCGGCCCUACCAGUACCUGUACAUCGCCAUAAAGGUGAUAGGCCUCCUGGUCAUAGUGACCGUGCUCUACAUGAGCGAGGUGUUCUUCCAGAAGAUAUUCGUCACCAGACCCUGGAAGGCACUGUUCGUGAACUCUGAUGAUGACAUCCAUCAGUGGUGGCUGCUGUGGAAACAGGAUCGGUACUCGAUGGCGUACGGCAUAAUGUUCGCGCUGGCGUACCUGGCGGCGCGGUCGGCGGGCGUGCUGGACGAGCGGCUGGGCAACCUGUGGGGCACGGGCGCCUCGCUGUGCGCCACGCUGCUGGCCUGCGUCGGGCUGGGCUGCUACGUCACCUUCACCUUCUUCUGCAGCAACUCGUUCGACUGCAACGAGAUCCACUCGUACGUGUCGUUCCUGCCGGUGGUGAGCUACGUGGCGGCGCGCAACGUGUGGGGCGGCGCGCGGCGGCGGCACUCGGCGCUGUUCGCGUGGGUGGGGCGCGUGGCGCUGGCGCUGGCGGCGGGCGCGGGCCACGCGCUGCAAGCGGCGGACGGCGCCGGCCUGCUGCUGCUGCUGCCGGCGGCGCCGCAGCUGAGCCUGCUGCUGUCGGCCUACAUCUUCCUGUGCGUGGCGCACGAGGUGCAGCGCCUCACCCAUAUCAUCUCGCCCUACGCGGUGCCCGACGACUGGAGGCUCGUGCUGCGGAACUUCGCCAUCUUCCUGGCCGUGCUCGUGCCCAUCGGCAUCCACGACGGUAUGUUCUGAACGUUUUGUGAUUUAAACUAGUUUUGGCUGUGUUAUCGAUGAUCGUGGAGGUUUCUUUAAUAGGUAAUUAUCGAGCAAUAUUUCAGAGUGAAAUUGAUUAUUUAAAAAUAGUUGUACGAUUUAAGCUAUUUAAUUCAUUGCACGAGCGCAUCUUAAUUAUUGAAACGAAGAAAAAUAUAGAACCUAUCAUUUAAAGUACAUUGUAAGGGAAAAUACAAGUGAUGUACUCAUACUUACCAAUAUUCUAAAAUAAUAAAUUGGAGCAAUAAAAAUACAUACAGUACAUGCUAUGUAUGUACGUACCUAAUAAUAUAAAACGUACGAUAGUUGGCAAUAUAUUGAAUAACCAGUUUGUGACAAAUGUAUCAAGUUUACAUUUGAAAAUAUUUUGUACAAUGUAUAUGUAAGUUAGUAACAAAAUGUACAUAUUAGCUUUGUAUGGAAUCUAGUCUAUGAACAUAAUAAGAUUGUGUGAAUUAAAUAAUCGAUUGCUGUAUGUCGGCGAUAUUAUGAUUUACUCAUAAAUAUGUUUUUUUUUCCUAAAAUUAAACUUUGAGAACUUGUUUUCAAAAAAGCUUGUUUGCGUGGCGACAGUAUUUUAAUUAUAUUAGGAAAAUUAUCUGAUCAAAAUGUUUGGUUUGAUUGUCGAGAAGUCCCGAAUGGAGACGUUAAAUAUUAAUCUCAUUUUGGUUGGCUCAUACAACUUAUAAUAUUAGUUGCACGAGGAAGAUAUGUGGAUGGUUGAGAGGCCAAUUGAUCUAAGCGUAUUUUUUUGCGAUACCGAGUUAAAAAAUCGGUGAUUCCGAAUAUGUUUAUAACUCAAUAUCGCAAAAAAUAAUAACAAAAAAAUAUCACUUGGAUCAAUUUUAGCUUAUCACCGUCGAUAUUUAUUUAUGUGUUUUCAACACAGUAUGAAUAAUAUUGACCAUUAAGGCAGAUUUACACAGGAUCAGUAAUUGACUCCGAAAUCUAGGGUCCCCAAUGACUAAAGAAUAUUCGUGUGAGAAUUCUCAAGUCAACAAUUACUUCAUGCCGCUGUUCUGACUUGAAGUCUUCAAAUCAGUUAAGAGAUUGGUUGUUGGGGUCAGCGCUGACUUGUAGCGGUUUCGGAAUCGGUUACUGGCAAUGUGUCAAUCUGCCUUUAGAAACAUACUUUGCUAUGUUAAAAGCAAUUUAAUAUAUUUUUGAUUAGUGUAAGUAUUGUACAAAUUGUGUGAUAUCAAUAGAUAAUGGAUGGUGACGUUUGGAACAACUAGUAUUACAAAUAUAGUAGUCGUUUGCUAGUUGCGAGGCUGCUAACUUAAUCUGGAUUAAGGAGACUAGCCAGAUCACUUUUUUAAACUUUAAAUUGUGUAUCUGUCAAAAAUUGUGUUUUAUAGUUCGGCUCAUAAUUCCUCGGUUGAUCUAGUGGUUCCAAGAAAAUCUUACUAGGUGUAAGGUAAAAGGUUUGGUAAAACUAAGUAAGGUAUUUCAACCUAAAAAAAUACAGGAAAUUUUUAUCAUACAAUUGGCUCACCCCCUAUUACAUGGGACUUAUAACACAAAUGGUGAAAAUUGGUUAGGUUAAUUAGGUUUACAGUUAGUCGAAUUAUACAGUCAAAAUUGCCCAGUUAAAUCGUAAGGUGUGUAGCGAACAUAAGAAAUCAAAUAUUUCGAGUAUCUAACAAAUUAUUUUUUAACGAAAAUUGUGUGUAAGGGUCAACAUUAUGAGCCGUAAUAUAAGCGAACAGCUAGCAAUAAUAGCUAUAGUUUUCGAUAUAUUUAAAUAUGGAAAGCAUUUCUUGUAAAUACAUCUCGUAUGUCAGUCUCCGUACUACAAACUAUGCGUUACUGUAAUGUAGAUUUUGUUUAUAAGUUUGUAAUCUUUGUAUAUAUUUGUACGAUAAAUAAAUUAUUAUGAUUGCUAAAGAACAAA